Molecule: messenger RNA, 1646 nt
Organism: Aphis gossypii (cotton aphid)
Lineage: Eukaryota; Metazoa; Arthropoda; Insecta; Hemiptera; Aphididae
Product: retinal homeobox protein Rx-B-like
Exons: 6
Coding region: 163-861 (232 amino acids)
Biological process (GO): regulation of transcription by RNA polymerase II
Molecular function (GO): RNA polymerase II transcription regulatory region sequence-specific DNA binding; DNA-binding transcription factor activity, RNA polymerase II-specific
Source: RefSeq, a predicted model, not a curated record
UCGUUCUGGAGGGGAACACGGGGCGCGACCGUAACGAACGCAGCCAUUGGCUGAAGACCGUAUCCAAUGGGGUGGUUUUUGUCGGUCCGUAGUAUUUUCCGGAGGGAUGUUCAUACUGUCAGUUAAAUUUCGAAAUCAUAAUCAUCCCCGUCGUGGUGCGCUAUGGCUGGUGGACCCUACUUAUCGCCGUUACCCGGCGACCUUUUAUCGGAGUACAUGUUUGGUAGACGUAGACAGAGAAGAAACCGAACUACGUUUACGCCACAACAGUUACAAGAACUAGAAAGCCUUUUCCAGAAAACUCAUUAUCCAGACGUGUUUUUGAGAGAAGAAGUAGCUCUUCGAAUUAAUCUUUCUGAAGCUCGUGUACAGGUAUGGUUUCAAAACCGCAGAGCUAAGUGGCGCAAACACGCGCGGCUUCAAAUAAUACAAGACGCGUGGAGAAUUCGUUGCAUGGGUUUGAACACACAAUCGCUUUUAUUGGGUCGUCAAACAUCCGAAGGAACGACUCGUUUGGCGGACGAUAAAGAACCUCCGCCAACGCCUCCUACCCAAUCGACUGUAGUCUCAUCACCUACCCAUGUACCGGGAAGUUACAGAAUGCUUCAAAAUUUUCAAGUCACAGAAAGACCGCCAUUAGUAGGAGUUGGACCGCCAACAAAUACAGUUACUACUAAAUUGUUCUGCCCGUAUUCAUCUAAUGAAAAUGAAAUUUCAAAUAGACGUUCAGCUCAUCACCAAGACAAUAGAUCUGAUAUGAACGGAAACCUAUCUUUGAUGGUAGGUUCUGUGGAUUUAACAUGCUCAAAGUCUCGGUCUACCAGUCCUGAAGAAGAAAAUGACAUAAACGUAAAUGAUUGAAUAAACUUUAAUCAGAAUAUAACUAAUUAAGAACGACGAAAUGCAAAUAAUUUUAAAUUUAAGUCCUAGUUAAAAAUAUUGUGUACAAUUAUUUAAAUAAUAAUAAUUUCUAAUAAAUAAUAAUAAAUUAAAUAAUUAAAUAAAUAUAAAUUAAUCAUAGUAUUUCACUCUUUAUUAUCAUAAAUCAUUAUAUUAAAAAUUAAAAUAUAUAAUAUGUACCUAACAAAUAUAUUUAAUAAACAAAUAAGUGAGUAAUUUUUAGACAAAAUUGUUUACUAACUAUAUUAUAAGUAAUCUUUUUCAUUUAUAAUCUUUUUUUUAUUUAUAUAUUGAUUUAUAAUUUUUAUAAAAGUGAUUUUAAUAUACUUUAUGAUUUAUAAAAAUUACUUGUGCACAAAUAAAUGUAAAUAUCUAUCUCAUUACUUUAUUAACUAGUGAUAAUUAAACUAGUCCUAUUAUGGUAACAUAAAUAUUAUAAACAAUGACUGAUCAUAUCCACUGUGCAAAAAUCAGUUCAGGAGAAGUCAAAUAGAUGUUAAAAUGAGAAGUCACAUUUGAGACUUCAAAAUAACCAUCUCUGAGAUGUGUUGUUGAUCGAAUGCACAGUGGGUAUAAUCAUACAAUAUAGUUCCAGUGUCUUAUACUGUUUAUGCUUCAAUAUUAUAAUUUUAUACAUGCAAUUAAGUAAAUAGUAAUUGAAUAAGUAGUUCAAGUCCGUUGUAUUUCUUUAAUCAUAUAAAUACCUACAUUCUAUUAAAAAAAUACACUAUUAUUUAUUUAUGUUG